AUGAUUUGUGUAUUCAUUGUCACCCUUAAUAUUGCGGCUACGUUUUAUGAUUUGCAAUUCCCGAAUAAACCACGACAUAAAGGUGUAGAUAUGUUUUUGGCUUUUUCAAUACCGCGCAAUUGGUCUAGGUUGACCAAAAGUGGCAACAGAUCCGAGCCAACUGUGGAAAGAUUGAAAGGUUUUGAUGGAUUGAGAUCCAUGAUGAUGAUAUUUUUAAUAGCAGCACAUUGCCUUUUGCCUUUGACGAUAUCCGCUAGCAACACCCGAUAUAUUGAAGAGGUAAGUACAUGUAACGACGCGUAUGGAGCGUAUAUG
Molecule: messenger RNA, 315 nt
Organism: Iphiclides podalirius (scarce swallowtail)
Lineage: Eukaryota; Metazoa; Arthropoda; Insecta; Lepidoptera; Papilionidae
Source: the annotation of a GenBank genome assembly